AUGUCUCUCACUCUCUCUUCCGUUACUAUUUCUACCUUUUCCAAGGGUCUCUCCACACUUGUUCAUAUUCUCCAAAAGGCCGAAGAAUAUGCUGCAUCACAGGGCCUCGACGCCAAUGCCGAGUACAUCAAUGCCAGGCUCAUCGAUGACAUGCUCCCCCUGACCUUUCAAGUUCAGAAUGUUACCAACACUGUCCGCAAAACCCUCACCCGCUCCCAAGGGAAGGCUGAUGAGCCUUGGGAAGAUGGAGAGAAGACAUUUGCCGAUUUGUAUGCCCGCAUUGAGAAGGCGAGGCAGGUUAUCAAGGAGGCCGAUGCUGCUGCUAUUGACGCCAAAGCCGAUGAAACUGUCGAUCUUGCUUUGGGGCCAACAACCAUCAAGAUUGUCAGCAGAGACUCAGUCCUCAACCAGGGAAUCCCCAACUUCUUCUUCCAUCUCAACACGGCGUAUGCCAUUCUCAGGAGCAAAGGCGUUCCAGUUGGCAAAAGAGACUAUAUUGGAAGCUUCUUGGCUUAA
This is a messenger RNA of Podospora anserina S mat+, 516 nucleotides long. RefSeq lists its product as uncharacterized. The record is from RefSeq and is a predicted model, not a curated record. NCBI's taxonomy places the organism in Eukaryota, Fungi, Ascomycota, Sordariomycetes, Sordariales, Podosporaceae. The transcript has 2 exons. The coding region runs from base 1 to 516 and encodes 171 amino acids.